This is a messenger RNA of Eutrema salsugineum, 789 nucleotides long. RefSeq names its product putative F-box protein At3g23260. Lineage: Eukaryota; Viridiplantae; Streptophyta; Magnoliopsida; Brassicales; Brassicaceae. Gene Ontology annotation, molecular function: protein binding. The record is from RefSeq and is a predicted model, not a curated record.
AUGGAGUACUGGAGAAGCCUUCCGGUGGAUGUGGCAGAAGAGAUACUCUCUAGGAUUCCGGCUAAAACUGUAGCACGAUUGCGCUCAACAUCGAAACAAUGGAAUGCUCUAUUGAAAUCUGAGAGCUUUGCUAAGAUACAUUCUGAUAAAGCACUAAAGGAGGAGUCUCUGGUUAUAAGUUUGAUUGAUUCUAUUUGCUUAGUGAGGAUGGACUUCCGUGCAUUUCACGGCAACAAGAUUGCUCCAUCUCUUAAGGUAGAACCUCAGUUCUACCUUAAAGAUCCCUUUUCUAGUUCUUCACAAGUCUAUAUAUGUAACGUAUUUCACUGCGACGGCCUAUUGCUAUGCACCACCGAGGACAAUAGACUCGUGGUUUGGAAUCCAUGUUUAGGGGAAACCACGUGGGUUAAACCUAGAGACUGUUAUAAAGAAUCUGACUACUAUGCUCUCCGUUAUGACAGCAAAUCUUCCUGCAAGCAAUAUAUAAUUUUGAGGGUGGAUCGUCAAGAUAUACCAAUCAAGAACGAGUACGAGAUUUAUGAUUUUACCUCUAAUUCGUGGAGAGUUCUUGGUGUGGCUACUGAUUGGUUUUUAGCACUAUAUCGUUGUGGCAUAUUUGAGGGGAAUACUUAUUGGGUAGCUACUCAAGCAGGGCGUCCACAUCAUGAUUUCUUACUAACUUUUGAUUAUUCAACCGAGAUGUUUCAAAGUCUAUCUAUUCCUCAUCCUUUUCCGCAUAGUAUAUCGGCUUUAUCAGUGGGUAGAGAAGAGCACACCUUAGUGACUUAG